Messenger RNA from Acanthoscelides obtectus, 2043 nucleotides. The record is from the annotation of a GenBank genome assembly. Lineage: Eukaryota; Metazoa; Arthropoda; Insecta; Coleoptera; Chrysomelidae.
AAUCAAACGUGAAAUUGGAGACUUUAUUCGAUCACUCGAAACGAAUAUCCUAAAAUGUCUUAUGCUUUAGCACAACCUAAGCUUUCAAAUUUUACUCAUCUUACCAAGGCCAAGUUGGCUUGUACUAUGACUUUAAUUUAGGUAGGUAGUUUCCAUACUAUAAUACUAUUUGACAGGACACUUGACAUUUGGUUGUGCAUUUGACACUCCUUGAAUUUUGAAUUUGAGGUUAUGUUUCUAUGACUUUCUGAAGAAAAACCAUAUUGUACAAUUUUAAAAAGUACUUAGCCACACUAUGGAUAAAACAAAAACUAGUACAGAUGGCUCAUCAAAAAAAGAAAAGAAACAUCAUAAGAAGCAAUCAAAAGAUGGUCAACUGGAGGCAAAUCUAGCUGAAAAUGAAGUUUCUCACGGUUGUAAGAAAGAAAUAGUAAAUAAAACUAAUAAUGAUGCAACAACUGGUACUGUUGCACAGAAGUUAUCAGAAAAAGAGCUUCGCCGAAUAGAGUGGGAGAAAAAAUUGGAGAGUCAAAAGGGAAUUACAGUGACCUCAAAUGACCAAUCAGUAGGUCAGCAGCCGUCUGAAAAAGAACUACGUCGAUUAGAAUGGGAAAAGAAGUUGCAGGAACAGAAAGCUGGUGAUACUGGCAAGGAGACCUUGAGCAAAGCAGAAAUAAAGGCAAAAAGAAGAGAACAACAAGAAGCUCAACGGCAGGCAAAAUUGGCAGCCGAAAAUGCUAAAAAUGCUGCUGAAAAUGUCAAAAAGGUCGCUGCAACCACACCUAUUAAAGAUCCUGGAAAAGGAUUAGGCAAAGUAGAAAAGAAACUAGAUUUCCCAAAAAAGGAAACUAAAAAAACCACUGAUGUUCAUAAAGUACAGCUAGUACAGCAUUUGUAUGCUGAAAUGCCACAAAAAAAAGUGUCAAAGUUACUGGUAUAUAACAACAUUCAUCCAGCUUUUGUUAAGUUGGGAUCUCAGUAUUUGAACAAAACAAUUUUAGGAUCAAAUGCAAGGACUUUAGCAUUAAUGGCAGCUCUAAAGCAUUUAAUUAUUGAUAUUCAAACUCCACCAAAACAAGAACUUUGCAGGCACUUAGAAACCGUAUUGCAGACUUGCACAAAUCACCUUCAAAACUGUAGACCCUUUGCAGUUUCCAUGGUAAAUGCUUUGAGAAAUUUUAAGUUACAUUUGACUCAGGUAGAUACUAAUUUAAAAGAUAGUGAGAAGAAGGCAAAGUUGCAAGAUGUUAUAGAUGUUUACAUACAUGAUGAUAUUUACAAAGCUGGUGAUGCUAUUAGUUUGAAAGUCAAGGAAAAAAUUUCUGAUGGAGAUGUUAUUUUGAUAUAUGGUUGCUCAUCUCUGCUAAAAAAAAUACUUGUAGAUGCCCACAAAGAAGGCAAAAAGUUCAAAGUUAUAGUUGCAGACAGUCGACCGCUCCUAGAAGGUAAAGAAAUGCUCAGAAGACUUGUGGUAGCUAAAAUUGAAUGUACAUACAUCUUCCUGAAUGCAGUUAGUUAUGUUAUGAACUCUGUUACAAAAGUGCUGCUGGGUGCACAUGCAUUGUUAACCAAUGGCUAUGUGAUGUCGAGGAUAGGUACAGCACAAGUAGCAUUGGUAGCUAAGGCAUAUAAUAAGCCUGUUUUGGUAUGCUGUGAAACAUACAAAUUUAGUGAAAGAGUGCAGACUGAUUCGUUUGUUUAUAACGAAAUUGGUGACCCGGAUUUGCUGAGCAAAAUUCCCAAUACAGAAGAUCCAAGCCCGUUGAGUAAAUGGAAAGAAAACAACAAGCUCACUCCUUUAAAUCUGCUGUAUGACGUCACCCCGCCAGAUUUUGUUACUGCCGUUGUUACUGAAAUUGCCAUAUUGCCUUGUACCAGUGUUCCCGUAGUGCUUAGAAUUAACGCUAUUGAAAACACGUGACACAUUUAACUAAAUGUAUUUGUACUUUCUUGACACAUCAUCUAUUUGAAGCAUUUUAUGUAAUGACAUUUGUAAGUUUUUAUUGAGCGGUGCAAUAAAAGGUUAUUACAUAAUAAUUGGAA